UCAUAUUUUAUUUGGAUUUUCAUUUUGUUAGCUACCAAAACACUAUGUCAAAUCUUCCUCCCUUUGGCCGUUCACGACAACGUCCUUCGCGGGGGAGGAUGCUUAAGUAUAAGCCAUCGCCGGAGCCGGCUUCUCCUUUGAAAUCAUCCCCCACCUGGCUUCCUUCUCCUGCCAAGAAACCCACGUCACCCAUUCCGUCGCCAAAAUAUGGAUCUUCCCUCACACGUCUGCCCAGCCCGCCGCCGCCGAAGGACCAACUAUCGCCUCCGCUUUCGCCUGCAAACAAAUAUCCCCACAGGUGGAUAGCCCAAACAUCCCCACUUCAGUCGCCGUCAAGGUCGCUGCCAACAUCGCCGCUGCCACCUCUCACUCUACCGCCUACCCAGCUCACCGCCGUUAAUGGAACUACCACUCAACCCAGAAUUCAGCCUAGCAUGGUGUACAACAAGACCGUUGAGAAGCCGGUGAAGUCUGAUCGGCCAUCGGAGUAUGGCUCGGGAAAGCCACACGAAAAGCAGAAGGCAGCGGAUUCUAUAAACCUCGCCGGACAUAACGUGGGCGCAGUCAUGGAAAUAGAUAAGUCAUCG
Molecule: messenger RNA, 587 nt
Organism: Cucurbita pepo subsp. pepo (vegetable marrow)
Lineage: Eukaryota; Viridiplantae; Streptophyta; Magnoliopsida; Cucurbitales; Cucurbitaceae
Source: RefSeq, a predicted model, not a curated record